GCAAUAUCCAUUUCAAAUUUUUGCGGUGUCGCUUCAAAACGUAAAAAGUUGAAACUCACACAGUAGCACUUAAGCUCAUGCGCAAGUACUAUCUGAUCCCUUCAAUUCAAUUAAUCUCUUUUUCUAAAUAAUUCAGAAUAAUUUAAAUGCUACUGUCAGUCAGCAGUCACUCAAUCUCAGUCUUUCCUGCAUGCAGCCCUCCGAUUACGAGAUUAUUGAUUUAUUUUUUGCUAAUAUUGAAGGCAAUUAUACCUUUCGCUUUGGGUUUUCUUAAUAAUUCAUUCUGAAAAAAAAUUGAUGUCAAUUGUUGCUUCCGAUCGGUCGUCUGCAUGCCUGCACAAUUUCUUAUAUUUUUAUAUAUAUAAUUUCUUGAGUGUAUGCGUGCUUUAUUUUCAUGCAUUCUGCAGAAGUUUCUGGUAUUGAAUCAUUUCCUUAAUUGGGGUUUUUGUUAACAUCUUAUGCUAAUUUUGUUAAUUAGCAGUUCGAAACUAAUUUUGUUUGAUUUUUUUUGGGUUCAUAUGUGCAACUUUUGCUGCAUGACGUACAGAGAUCGGAUUAAUCAGAACAUUUGAUGGUUUUUCCCUGGUUAUAAUUGAUUCAUCAGCUUCCCCUUUAUUUCCCUCCUCAAUGUAUUCCUUUUUCUAUUUUCAGUUAUUGCAUUUUCAUAGCUAGCUUAAACAGUCAUGUCUAUUUUUUAAGCAAACCUUGUUGCAGAAAUCAUAGCAUGAUUAGACAUAUCAAGUUGCCCUGCAUCAUUUACUUAUACAAUUGAGAAUUUCCCCUAAUUGUUAUCGCUCUGUAUUGUGAAGUUUGAUGUAGAAAAUGAUAAUAAAGAGUAUCUUUAGGAGAUAUGAGAGGUGGAAUCCCGUGCAUCCAACAUCAGGAGCCUUUUGGGGUGUCGGAGUAGGCAUUGGUUGUGGCAUAGGAUGGGGUCCCGGCUUUGGCCCUGAGGUAGUUGGUUAUGUUGGAGCUGGCUGCGGUUCUGGCUUUAGUGUUGGGAUCACUUUUCUUGGCUUCGGCAUUGGCCUUCCGGCUAACUACAUUUUACAACUCCCCGCUAGUGGUUACAACGAGGGGUGCGUGGGAUGUUGCUCAGGCUGGAGUUGUACUUGGGAAGAAGGGUCUUGAAGGUGAUGGUUGGGGCAGGAUUAGUUCUAACAUCUCUGAAGCACUACAGAACCCGUAUCAGUAUGUGCCUUUUUUCUCCUUCAAGGCUGAAAAUUGGAAGGGGAACAUUGUAGAUUUUGAGGGCAUGAAAACUUCUGUGGCUUCAAAUGCUAAGCAGAUCACAGAUUGCUUUCAAAGAGUCGGGGGGCGCUUCAGUCCUUGGGAUGGAGCUGGUUCGAAGAAUUUAUAACACCGAUCAACAACCAUCAAAACGUCCCUUGAGAUUGGACAGCGACAAAUACUUGUAACUAUGAGAGAGAAGCUCUUCUUCAAAUUUUGUUGCAUAAAUUGGGACUUUGCCUUUCUAAUAAUUGUACAAUUUUUGAGACUUAUCACUAAUAUUAUCUCGUCACUGAAAAUUA
This is a messenger RNA of Salvia miltiorrhiza (redroot sage), 1529 nucleotides long. Its product is annotated as cadmium-induced protein AS8-like. Bases 962 to 1357 code for a protein of 131 amino acids. Lineage: Eukaryota; Viridiplantae; Streptophyta; Magnoliopsida; Lamiales; Lamiaceae. The transcript has 3 exons. The record is from RefSeq and is a predicted model, not a curated record.